Molecule: messenger RNA, 3426 nt
Organism: Episyrphus balteatus (marmalade hoverfly)
Lineage: Eukaryota; Metazoa; Arthropoda; Insecta; Diptera; Syrphidae
Exons: 4
Coding region: 199-3189 (996 amino acids)
Source: RefSeq, a predicted model, not a curated record
UGAAAUUCCAUUUGUCUCUUUUUUUCCCAUCACCAUCGCAGUUGUAUGUAUUUCAAUUUUUCAAAAAUAUAAAAUAUUUUGCUAUGUACGGUUGUUCCAUCAAUGUUCUCGGAUUGUUUUAGAAAACAAAUUAAAUAAUUUCUCAUAAGACACCGAGAAAUUUUUGCUCUACAUUGUGCAUCAAAAUAACCAAAAACAAUGGAGGACACAAAACACAUCGAUCUCGAUGAACUUGUGCGAAAAAUGUAUGCCUUGUGCCCAAAUUUACCGCAAAGCGAUGACUUUAAUAAGAAAUUGCGAACCAAAUUGCAAGAACAAAUUAAAGAAAAAGUUCCCAAAGUUGAACUUAAACAAUUGGACUUAAAUUAUAUAAUAUUGAAUGUUAAAAAUUCUUUGACCGAGUUUCAAAAACGUAUUGACGAAUCGGUAGCCCAACAACAACUCAGACGAACUACACGAGUCCGAAAAACUAAAACUCCAGACUCAUUAGUUAUAGAAUAUGAAAAUCCAAAGCGUUCACGUAGUAAAAAUAGCUCAUCAUCUCCAUCAACUUCUACCAAAGUCGACACAGAGACUGCUUGUACUUCCACUAAAUGCUGUCAUCAAUCUGGUUCGGAUCUCGGUGGAUUUGUUGAAGUUGAAAGUUUGCCUGUCUCGGCUUCAACGAAUCUUGUCACAAUUUUCGUUCCUUCGAUUUUGCAAGAGAAGCUUCAUAGUGUCAAGUACAAAAUCUCGAUUGAUUUGAAUCGUCUUGAUCUGACUACGAAAAUCCUGGAUUUGAAUGUUUCUCAGCUUGAAUCUGAUCUAAAACGAAACACUACGAAAGCUUCUGAUGAAACGAAAAAAGGUGCAAGUCAAGAAUGUAAGUUGACCUACGAAAUCAAGGAUCACAAUAAUGUUCAGUUGGUUGAAGAACAGACGCCAUCCACUAGUGGAAAUGCUCCUCAAAUUGAGGUUAAGACUCCGGUCCAUGAAUCUGAAAAGCGGGAUUCUCUAGAACCGGUGGUGUGCAUUGUGGAAGAAAAGGAAGAUGAAAUGCAAGCAUCGGAAAAACAACGUGCACCGAAACGAAAAUUAUCGAAACCAUCGAAUGGUCCACCUAAAAAACGUGGCCGCAAGCCGGGCUCGAAGAACAAAGCCAAAACAGAAAAGAGCGAACUGGCCAAGUAUGUGGAAAUGUUUGAAUGCAGUGGUAACAGUCCUUCAUCGGCGGUUUCUCAAAUUGUUACCUCGACGACACAGAAUUGGGAGGUUUUGCCGGAACAAACGCCACAAAUUGCUUACUUUAUGAACGGUGAAUGGACGACGUUGAGUGCUCCAUCGAACAAUGUGACACAUGCGAUGGUAACAACUACUAAUGGAAGCUUGAUAGAGGCACCGGAAAAUGAAAACUUCAUUCCGUUUGAUGAUUUCGUAAAUUUUAUUGAUAAUCCUUCACUAGAUGUUGGAAAUAAUGUAAUAGCUCGAGUUUUAGAAGGAACAGUUGACACUCAAGAAAUAACACUCAACCAGCAGGGCCAACCUACUAUGCAUUUAGAUAUUGAAAAUAUUGAACCACCAAAAAGUGACGCAAAUACUCAAACAAACCAAUAUGAUUUAUCAACUAAAAAAGACACUGGCGACAUAAAUCAGACUAAGAGUAGGCAAUCUAAUAUGAUUGGAAAUUUAUCCAAAGAAACAAAUACCACCGAUGUUUUGGGUUUGACAAAGACUCAAGAGAGUAACAACGUCAUCUUCAGCACCUGCCGUAGUAUGCCAUCACUAGAUAUUGAAGAAGGAGACUUAUUUUGUUCUACUCCACAGAGGACCAACAUUUCAGAUAACAUUAUUGCAUUUAGUAUGAACCCACAAGUAUCUGACCAUAACCGCUCGUUUAAUCAAAAUGAAGAUACUAUGGCAACAGAUUCCGCGAUCGAAAUUGACAAAAGAGAAACAUUACACUCUUCAAGUGAUUGCUCGGGAUUUGAAAAUAAUUCAAAAAGUACACAUAUGCCUUCUAACAUUAAGGACAAGAGUGAAGUUAUAAAAGAAAUGUCUUUGCUUGAAAUUGAAAAAGAUUUUGAUGAUUCUCUUUUGGAUUUUGGCAAUUGUUUGGACGAUGACCUUUUGUCGCUAGCCCCGUCAUCCUGCUUCAACUCUCCUUUAGAUGAUCGCUUUGCUGAUUCAAAUUUUUUAAAUGUCGAAGAACCCGAAACUAAAUCUUGCACUGACACUUCCAAUUCAGUGCCUGCACCAAGAAGUCAUCUCGAAACAAGUUUGGUUACUCUUUAUGAAGAUGAAAUUAAUCCAGCAUUAAAAAACUUUAAAAUACCUAGAGUUAAAAUAGUUCGCCAAAAAUCAUUGGACGAUAAUUUAUCCGAAAAACUUCCCACCGUCAUCCUGCCGCCUACAUUGAAAGAACCCGAAAAACCAAACGCUGUACGUGUUUCAUCUCCAUUUUCAUUAACAAUUCCACCAAAACCCCAAACUCACAAUUUGUCUCUGAAUCUAAGAAAUGUAAGUGGCGCGACUCCUCAAAUGAUGUCAACUCUUGAAAUAUCAAAGAUAUUUGGCUCUUUGUGCUACAAGUUCUUAGCCGAUAUGUGCUUUGAGAACCCUUGUAAAUUUAGUCAUCAGUUUUUGGACCUUGGUAUUAUUUCAAUAUCUAUAAGCGUUUUGCGAAAUGAAGUAUUGAAUUCCGCUUAUAGAUUUAUUUGGCGCCAUAACAAAUUGUUUAAAUUCUACUUUCCUAUCUUCUGUGAAGAAUAUGGACGUCGUAACAUGCGCCAGAAGCUGUCGACAAUGGUACGCGACUGUGAAUUGCAACCAAAGUGUACGUCAUUUUUAAAAAAUAUCUACAACACUUUAACGGGAUGUGGAUUUAGUAAAGUAAAUGCUUGUCGUUUUGUGUUAGCUAGAGUUCGAGACAGAUCACAUUUAACAAUCGAUACUCUUUUGGAAAUAAUUAUUGAAUCUGAUGCCCAAAUGUUUGUUUCUGCAAUAGAACAAUUUUCUACUGUUAAGGGAUAUAAAUUUGCUAUGAAAAAUAUUAAUGAGUUGGCAACGAUUUGUUUGCGCUCUGGCAGCGCUGAACUUGUUCCUGCUCUCAUUAAAUGUUUAAUAAAUGUUGACCAGACUGAAUUUUUAACGUUACGAUCACCGGAACUGAUUCAACUGUUGGAAAUGAUAAAAAGCGGUGGAGAAAUGUAAGUUUGUGUCUAAAGUAAUUAUUUGGACUUAACAAUGACGUAUGCUCUUUAAGGUAUGUGUACCUUGAAUGGAAAAGGUAUUUCAUUUCAUAUAUAAAUAUUUUCUUUGAAAGAAUGUAUUAUUUAUUUUAAUUUCUAAAAUGAAUUCAAAUAAAAAUGUAUUAUUUUAAAACUGUUUAAGGGCAAUAUCAUGCGUGUUUUUUUCUAUUUUAUUUUAAAUAAAGUUUGAUGAAUCUCA